Anthonomus grandis grandis is the source of this 4768-nucleotide messenger RNA. Its product is annotated as transmembrane protein 94. The record is from RefSeq and is a predicted model, not a curated record. The transcript is spliced from 25 exons. Gene Ontology annotation, molecular function: nucleotide binding. Lineage: Eukaryota; Metazoa; Arthropoda; Insecta; Coleoptera; Curculionidae. Bases 91 to 4128 code for a protein of 1345 amino acids.
UAUAGUAAAUAAUACUGAUAACAUAACAAAUUGGAAAAAAGUGUCUGUAUUAUUUAUUUUUUUAAAUACAAUUUUAGUUAAAAUGGCAUAAUGGAGCCAACAAAUCAGGAAGAGCACGGGCUAAACACUCAGGAUGCUUUGAAUAAGCUUUAUAUCGAAAUUGAGUCUGUUUUACAACAGUUUAAUCAGUCCAGGAAAUCAAGAAAAUCAAAAAAAUGGGCAUGGAUAAAAGAUACUCUUAGUUCCACAAGCAGGUACACCACAAUUAAUUGGAUCUCAGCCACCUUCCAGCUUUGGGCUUCAUUGGCUUUAAUUCUUGGUUACUGGAUGGAUGGUGAUAAUGUUGAAUUAUAUGAGGCAUUUAUCAUCUUCGUUUUAUUAAUUAUUAACUUAUCCGUUGAGCUGUAUGACAAUAAAUUAAGACAUAAUGAGAUUCCUAGACGCGUUCAGAUGGUCCUUGACAAGAUGAAGAAGGAAAUUAAUUAUGUUGACUGGAAAGCAGAUAACUACCCAAACCUUUUUACGCCAUAUUCACCUUGCAUUACUUUACAAUGGACGUAUAGGGAUGGCAAACUUGUUAACUUACCAUGGGCACUUUUAGUCAAGGAUGAUAUUAUUCUAGUGAGACCGGGACAAAUAAGUCCCGGGUACUGCGAAGCCCUAGAUAAGCACAAUGAAUAUCCAAUAUUACAUGCCAAGGAAAUCUUCGCCCCAUCCCUACAAAAUGCCAACGAAAUGUUUAGUGCUCCAAAAUCUAGAAAACCUUUGGAAGCAAAGAAAUAUAGGUUAUUAGAAACGCCUUAUUUAUAUAACUUAAAAUUGUCGUUAGAAGAGGCCUUGGAUAGGCCGGUAACACAGCACAAUCAGCAAAGAUAUUUUGUGAUGGUACGGGUGAUAGAAUGUAUAGUUUUACCUACUCUUUUUAUUACGGUCUUUAGUGCAAACAUGUUCAGAUACUUUUAUUUCCGACAGUACUUGGGACAAUAUUCAGUAGCCAACAUAUUUUUUAUUAGUCCUAGUAAUGCCAUACUUCCACUUCUUCCUAUAAUAUUUCCUUUAGUAUGGAAUAUAUCGAAUUAUGUGGGAAUGGCAAGAUUUAAAACAAUCUUUGACGCAACCAGAAUGUUUCAAAAUAAAUACAAUCCAUUAGAAGAGGAUACCGACACCCAAACAGAUUUUGCAGAAGAACAUGCGUUCAGUUGGAAAGAAAUGUACAAAAAUUUCUUAGAUAUUUGCAAAGGAAAGCCGGAAAUUUUGUGCAGAACUGUAAAUAUAUUGCAUGUACUGGGAUCUGUCUCUGCAUUAGCUUGUGUGGACAAAAAAGGAAUUCUCUCUUGGCCCAAUCCCACUGCUGAAAAAGUUUUUUUUCUGCACAACAACACCAAAGAUAGUGAAGGUUCUGAAACCAGUCUAAACAACCUAAACGAGCUGAACGCAGACCAAUCAGAACCCUUAGGAAACCUCCAUUUUGGUCCAGACAGCCCGGUUUCUGCAUCUGCUGAAGUAUUAGACCUUACACACAACCAUUAUGAUCCAUUCCGGCUAAGGUUUGACGACAAAGACUGGCAGAAGUUUUUGCCUAAUUUAAAACCACUCGGAUUGGCCAUUUUAUUGAAUACGUGUCAUAUUGAUACACAGGAGCAUUACUCAAACUUUUGCUCGCACAUCUCCUGCGAAGCAAUGUAUAACGAGCAUUUAGUUCCUGUAACCAACCGAAGGUGUCUGUGCGAGUUGGCUAAAGAAAUUGGGUUUUUAGAUCAAGCACAGAAAAUAUUUCAACUGGAGCAGCAGUUAAGCGUGUUUAGGCAUUUGCAACCCGAAAUGGUCAGAAGGGAUAACAAAUAUGCCAGAACGUUGCAGUUAUCUACUAAGCUGAAAUUUCCCUUUCCACAUGCUUUUGCUGUGGUUGUGAAAGAAUUGUGUAGCGGCAAUAUGCAACUUUUAAGUGAGGGCACUGCAGAUAUUAUCCUGGACUGUUGUGUAGAUUACUGGGAUGGAAUUGAUUUAUGUCCUUUGACUCAUUCUGAUCGAAAGAAAAUACAAGACUUUUAUCAGAGAAGUAGUUUGACUGCCUAUUGUACAGCAUUCGCUUAUAGGCCAUUAUCAAAAUCUGUCAGCAGUAAUUUAAGCGAAGUAUAUCUAGAGCUGCCCAGUGACAGCAGACAUCUGUAUAUGAAUCACAGAAGCCCGACGCCCGUACAUUGGGACUGCAAAAGUGUUUUGGAACCAAAAAUUAAAAAUGCACAGUUUUUUAGUACAGAUUCUCUGUUGUAUAACGACUAUCCCGUAGGAAAUAAUAUAUCGGACACUGAGAACUGUUUUCAGAUGCAAUGCAAUCAAAUCUUUAUUGGUAUGGUUACAAUGCAAUAUCAAGCCUUGACCGACAUGGUUCAACUAAUAGAGCAAUUAGAAAGAGCCUGUAUUCGUUUCGUCCACUUCAGCAAAGAAAAUGAGCUGAGAUCGCGAGAUUUUAGCGAGAAAAUGGGCUUGGAAAGUGGGUGGAACUGCCACAUUUCUUUGUUAAGUGACCGGAAUAGGAGAGAAAGUGCAACGCAACAAGUUAGUUUGGAGUCCUCACCGGCUGGUAAAGGGCGCAUCCAGGAACAGUCCCAAGUUGGUAGUGGAGAAAAGUCGGUUCUGAUAGAUAGCAACCUAGAGUCUUCACGCACCAUGAGCUUUUCCGCACCGAGUGCUAUAAAUCUUGACCACUCCGUAGUGAAAUUCGACACUGAAGUGGAGAAGUUUCACGUGAGACGUCAGAGCGAGAACCACGACGAAGUAACUAGUCAGGACAGUGUACCAGUACAUGCGGAUAGCACUACACACGAUUGGCAGUCGCUCAGUUGUUUAACUGAUAGUACUGAACAGAGCGCUCCGAUUAAUUUUGAUAUGAGUAAUAGAGCCAAAUUGCCUCGUGGAAUAGAUAAAAUUCGACCUCAUAUAGAACUGAUCGAUAAUGUUCCCCUGUUGGUAUCCCUGUUUACUGACUGCACUCCCACGGCGACCAGGGAAAUGCUGAAAAUUAUGCAAGACUACCGGGAAGUAGUUUGUAUUUUGGGUUCUUCUCAAAACUGUGAUAACGCUGGGAUUUUUAUGCAGGCGGAUGCAGCGAUUUCAGUAGAACCGCUUUAUCCUCAAGUAUGUCAAAAAAUGGAAGUUUACAGGAAAAUAAACUGCUUUAGCCCGACUGACUUAUCGUGCCUAUUGAACUCGAUAGCGUGCUCCUUGACUAUUAAUAGAUCAGAUCCCAUUUCCAUAUAUCAUCUCAUUUUAGAGGCGAGGAAUUUUGGGCAGACUUUGUGGAGCUCAGUUCAGUACUGGUUAUGUUGCUGUGUUAUUCUUAGCCUGAUGCAAGUCGCCGCUGUGAUUCUUAUGCUCCCUGAGUUAAUGACAACCGGUCACAAUUUAUGGCUGGCUGGUGUGGUGGCUCCUGCCAUUAGUAUUGCCCUGUCUAUGAACCCCGUAGAUCCCGACGUCAUGAAGAAACCUCAGGGGAAGAUCCAGGCUGAAUUUAGGUGGGAUAAUACAGUUUUUAUUUUAUGGUGCUACGGUAUCAAGUUCCUACCGACUGUCAUCACAGUCUUAAUUUGCUAUGCUGGCGUUCUAGCUAGCCAUUGCCAACAAAUGUGUUCUGAACCAUUGACAGACUUGGGGCCUUGCAGGUGCGUUUUUUUCUACACGCCUACUGCCUACAGAAAUAUAUCGGGAGGAGCUGAUGUAGGCGGCUUCGAAGAAGGAAGUUGGACGUUGUUGACUUCUAGACUAAUUGUUAUAUUUAUUGUGUUACUACAUUUUGUUGUUAUUUCUGCCGGAUUUGUACAUAGAGAUAGACUGUUCUACAGGAAAUGGCCCCACAGCAAUCUGAUCUGGCUCGGAACGGUUUUUGUUCUAGUGUUUUUCCAAAGCAUAUACACCAUAAUCACUUAUCAGUACUUCAAGAACACGGAGCCAUUAGAUCAACAGUAUCCAAUUCCCUUAUGGGUUAUACUUGUUGGAUCUCUGUCGCCUCUUGGAAUAUUUUUCUUUAAUGAACUCGUGAAAAAACAGGAAAUAACAGCAAACAAACGAUUCCUGAGAAGAGCCAGGCUUGAUUUUGGUACGAAGCUUGGCAUGAAUUCACCUUUCUGAGUUAUUUAUUUUUAAUUAAACAUCUCAUAUUGUGUGCCACUUUUACUAAGGUACUCAAGGGUAUUAAGGUCUACCAUUUUAUUAACAUAUUAUGUAAGACAAUGUUUAUUUUGCGAUUUAUUUCUGAUUAAAUAUCCUGAUUAAAUAAAAUAAAUUUCUGAUAAAUACCCUGGGAUAAAACUAAUAGUAGGGAGGUCCGUAAUGAAACUAUUAGAGAGCAAUUUUGACUUCAAAUUCGAAAUCCACACCAUGUUGUUGAUGUCAAAUUUAAAAUUAAUGUUAAUAUUUGACAGUGUUAAAAAAAAUAUGAAAAAUUUGAAUAAGAGGAUUUGGUUGCUGGAAAACCGAAUCUAACCUUAGUUUUUGGCUUGGCUAUAUAGGCCACUAGUUCGUUCCAAACUACUGCAAAAGUCAACUCUGGUUUAAUUUGAAUAAGAUAGUUUAAAUUUCAGAUUAUGGUUUCAGACAUAUGUUAUUGUAUUCUUUAUACAGGGUGUCUACCAUAAAAACUGCUAAACUUUAAGAGGUGAUUAAAUAAGUCAUUUGCAACAAAAAAGUCGUAUAACAGUUUUUCAAAAAGUUGUUAGUUCUUCUGGUAUUUAACAUUUUUUGAUUUUAUCAAAUUUAUUUGUUUUUUUUU